AUGUUCCUUUUCACACUCGGACUGUAUUUACCUCUCCUCCUUCACUAUGCUUCGUCACACUCCUUCAUGGACAACAUUUUCUCCUUUCCAGCAGAUCUGGAAGGACUGGAACCCAGGAAGAAAUUUAACCCAUGCUGUUUACUGACUCCGCCUCCACCCCCGUUGUUCCCCCCACCCCCAUCACUGUGGCACAAGCCUCGGAGCGACUAUGGCCACAUAUGGAGAGAUGGGAAGAUAGAAGGAGAGGAUGAAAAGUCAACAGACUCCGUCUGCCGGGUGGGAGCACCCGGACCAGCCGGACCGGCAGGACCUCAGGGUCUUCCUGGAUUACCAGGACCAAAGGGACCAAAAGGAGAAAAGGGAGAAAUUGGGAGACCCGGACACAAGGGGCGCACUGGCUCCCCAGGCCUGCCAGGGCGGCCAGGACCAAAUGGAUGGCCAGGACCGAGUGGGCCCAAGGGGGAGAAAGGUGACUCUGGACUGAUGGGCUUGCCUGGAGCACGAGGACCAAUAGGACCCAAGGGAUUACCUGGAUACAAAGGAGAAAAGGGCUCACGGGGUGAUCGAGGUGAAGCUGGCCAAAAGGGUCAGAAGGGCACAAUGGGUCUGCCAGGAAUGCUUGGCCAGAAGGGCGAAAUGGGCCCAAAAGGAGAGUCUGGCGUUUCAGGAAGCAGAGGACCCACUGGGCAACCAGGAAAAAGAGGCAAACAAGGUCCAAAGGGAGACACUGGCCUCACAGGACCAAUGGGACCAGCAGGCCCUCAGGGACCCCCUGGUCAUCCAGGUCCUCCUGGUCUGCCUGCUUCAGGGCUGUAUGUGGUGGGGCCAAAAGGGGAGAAAGGGCAGCCAGGCAGCCCAGGCCAUUGUGGCUGUAACUCUCUUGUGAAAAUGAACAACCCUUAUAGCUCAUUUGACCAGCAGUCCAGCUAUCCCAGAGUGCCAGCGAUUUUUGUGGUGAAUAAUGAACAAGAACUAGACCGUCUCCACACUGAUAAUGCACUGGCUUUCCGUAAAGAUCAGAGGACUCUAUAUUUCAAGGACACUGAAGGAUGGUUGCCAAUUCAGAUAACACCCUUUCAGUCCACUGAGCAUGCACCAGAUCAGGAUGGUUUCUGCGGGGAUGGUAUUGUGCAGGUGGAGAACAGAGAGGAGUGUGAUGAUGGAAACAAAGUGGUCACAGAUGGCUGCAUCAAGUGCAGACAUGCAUACUGCGGUGAUGGCUAUCGGUAUGAUGGAGCUGAGGAGUGUGAUAGAAAAGACUUUGGAUAUCAAACCUGCAACUCUUAUCUGCCUGGAUCUUAUGGAAAUCUUAAAUGCACUGCCGACUGUUUCAUUGACUCCACAAGCUGCAAGUAUUUUACAUGAGGAGACAAGAAAACACAUGGAGCCCCAUGCUGUCUUGUGAAAGUAGCAGGGAACAAGACUGAAGGCACUGCAAACAAACAGACUAUUAAAAUACAGUUGAUUUGUGGGCAAGGGGGAUACAGACAUGUAUAUGAUACUAGUUUGGUGCAGUGUUGCCAAGAAAAAGCCUCAUAGUUCACUGGAAAAAGAGCACUCUGCUCAAGUCAUAGCAACCGCACAAGACCCAUUGCUCUCUGUCUUAAGGACUUAACCAGGACGCUGUUCUCUGUUCUGUUCAGCCUUCUCUCUGCGGUGCUGGACACCCGCUUGACAUUCUGCUUAGAUGGUUUGCCAUGAAUCCGCUGUCUUGAAAAGGCAAGCUUGGACUAGACUCAAUACCUCAAUGUACAACUUUUCCAAAAGGAGGCCAUUUUCUUGUGGCCCACCCCUCCAUCUCUUUUCCAGGGUGCUGUGUUGUAUUUGGACUGCAAUGUGAACCAAUUAGAAUUUUGCAUGAGGACUGGGUUGGUUGAAGUAUGGUGUAAAUGGGUGACUAUGGCAUUCAUCUAAGGCCAAAAAAACCCACUCGACUCAUUAAAGCUAUGUACAGUACAU
Neoarius graeffei (lesser salmon catfish) is the source of this 1959-nucleotide messenger RNA. It is a transcript of the gene colq, whose product is annotated as collagen-like tail subunit (single strand of homotrimer) of asymmetric acetylcholinesterase. The transcript has 17 exons. NCBI's taxonomy places the organism in Eukaryota, Metazoa, Chordata, Actinopteri, Siluriformes, Ariidae. Gene Ontology annotation, molecular function: heparin binding. The coding region runs from base 1 to 1365 and encodes 454 amino acids. The record is from RefSeq and is a predicted model, not a curated record.